This is a messenger RNA of Pantherophis guttatus, 1742 nucleotides long. It is a transcript of the gene CENPH, whose product is annotated as centromere protein H. Gene Ontology annotation, cellular component: kinetochore; nucleus. Gene Ontology annotation, molecular function: kinetochore binding. Gene Ontology annotation, biological process: kinetochore assembly; mitotic spindle organization; chromosome segregation. NCBI's taxonomy places the organism in Eukaryota, Metazoa, Chordata, Lepidosauria, Squamata, Colubridae. The record is from RefSeq and is a predicted model, not a curated record.
UGCCGUUUUUUUUUUUUUUCCUCACGAGGCCUGAGUAAAGAGCGCCGUUCUUUCCCUGCCGAUCGAGAGCAGACCAGAGCAAUCCAUCGUCGAUCUGACGAUACUCCUCUCACUUAAGGCGGAGUUCGGUCGGCGGGCUAUUUGAAAGAGCGGCCCGCCGUGGAGCCGCGGUAGAGCGCUCCCGUAAAUCGGUGAGAAGAAAAGAGGGUUUUGGGCGGCGUUGCCGGGAUGGAAGUAGCGGGCUCUCCGGAGAUAGGAGACAAGGCAGCGCCGGCGGCGGCUUUCGGUAAUUCCAAUGAAGGAGUGAUGGAGGAAGGAGCCCGUUUGCUCUUCAACGAAGAGAAAGAGAAGACGCCGGAUUUGCUCAAGCUCUACCGAAUCAAGGAACAAAUAAGUCAGCAUCUUAUGGAAUAUAAUACAAUAAUCAAUUCAGCAGCUGCAGAAAAGAUUCCGGAUCAAGAUAGAAAUGAAAAAAUAUUAGAGGGUUCCAUAGAAGAAUUGGAAAGAGACUUGGAAGAGAUGAGGCUAUCAUAUCAAAAUAAAACUUUAGCAUUACAAAGGAUCCAAAUAACUGAUGCCCUUAGAACCAAACUGAAAAAUGAAGAUGAUGAUUCAAAGUUUAUCUGGGAUACCAUUAAACAUAUCAUGAUGCUUAGUACAGCAAUACUUAAAUCAAAGCAGCAAUCCCGUGAACUGGAAGAAAAACUGAAUGAGGUUAAGAAGAGCAGACUAGAAUUAAAGCGAACUGGAGAAUGUAAACUGGCACAAAUAUAUGAUAUGAAGAGAAAACAAAAAGAGGAUUUAGAAAAUAUGGAGGUUGGUGAAAUGUUGAAGAAAGCCCGUAAAAAUUUACAAAAGGAAAUUCAGAUGACCACAUUGGUUCAAAACAUUUUCCAGAACCUUAUUACUGGAAGUGGAGUCAAUUGGGCAAAGGAUCCAGCAUUGAAGACAAUUGUUCUACAACUGGAGAAAAAUAUGACUGGCAUCUGAAACAUCAAGAAUGACUGUAUUUUCUUUCUGAGAUUUCCAAAUUCAGAGAUAAAAGAGUAAUCUAUCAGGUUUUUGUAAUAUACUAGUCAUAUUCUAAGAGUUAGGUAUCUGUACAAGAAUAUAUUCCACUGAAGUAUGAUCGAUAUAGCAAUAAAAGGGAAAGUCUGUUAGUCAUUGUAAAUGUAUCCAAGAAGCUAUUACAGGAGAGUCAUUUAGCUGUAAAAUAAUUCACACCUCCUUCUCUUAAUUUUGCAUAAGUUUCCAAUUGCCGAUUCUAGUAAUAACAGCAAUAGGCCUUCUGGCAAAAGCAGAUAUUUACAAAAGUAGCCACUUCGUUGUCUCAACACAAUUUAGCUUGUGUUUUGUCUUCAUAUUAUCUAUGCAUAUGUAUGAUGCAACUUUUUUUUUUUGCUACAUUCUUAUUACAAUUCUUUAUGUCUAAUUUCAGUGGAUUUUUAACAAAUCAUCAGGAGUUCAAAAAUUGAUAGCUGACAUUAUCAAAUAUUAUUGAACACUCUUUUCUCCCUAGGCCAUUCUUGUAAGAUAUUUGUAAUAUUCUAUUUCUUUAUAUCUGCUGUAGUUUUUCAUAGGUAAUGAAUAGAUAAUAUAGUAAAACCAUAUCUAAAUAGGAGGCCAUCUCCUAAAUGUUGAUAAAGAAUUUUUUGCAGAAAUGUUACACUGUAAUUGUUCUGUAUUAUUAGGUUGCCUCUUGUUAAUGUUCCCAGACAGAAAUAAAUAUUUUGAACCAAGAC